Molecule: messenger RNA, 210 nt
Organism: Micromonas pusilla CCMP1545
Lineage: Eukaryota; Viridiplantae; Chlorophyta; Mamiellophyceae; Mamiellales; Mamiellaceae
Gene: ALPHA-CA
Product: alpha carbonic anhydrase
Exons: 1
Molecular function (GO): carbonate dehydratase activity; zinc ion binding
Source: RefSeq, a predicted model, not a curated record
GUGGACAUGUCGUCGUUACUGGACUACGACAGCGGGUUCUGGCGGUGGCAGGGCAGCCUCACGACGCCGCCGUGCAGCGGCGGCGUGCGGUGGUUCCUCCAACGCGAAAUUUCCGCGGUGGAGUGGAAGCAACGCGAAGCGUUCAAGCAUCACGUCGGGUCGUUCCCGGGGAACGCGCGCCCGACGCAGCCGCUGAACGGACGCAGUGUU